This is a messenger RNA of Dovyalis caffra, 5265 nucleotides long. Lineage: Eukaryota; Viridiplantae; Streptophyta; Magnoliopsida; Malpighiales; Salicaceae. The record is from the annotation of a GenBank genome assembly.
AUGAGACCAUCGUCCGUUCACUCCACCACCACCACCACCACCAACAGUACCACCCGGCGUUUGCCACCUCCACCCCAUCACCACUAUCACCACCACCCCCACCGUCCCCCCUUCUACCGCAACCGCUUCAACAACAAUUUUAUCUCAACAAGAACCGUCCCUAGGUCUUCCCCUAACUUCAUAAUCCACCUUCACCUGGACCCUACUCUCACGCCUUCCAACAAAAGACCAGACACCAACUUCGUCAACUCUGUAAUUUCCCAAUGCCUCCCAACACCACUACCUGACCGUAUCGUAGUUCCGACAACCGCUACCUCCACGACAAAACUAACUGCCUCCUUGCACUUUCGGGAAUGGUCUAACACAUUGAAUUUUAUGACAGCCUUAUGGGAACUGCGGCUUCGGGGAGCCCACUGUUUCACUCCGAGGCUCCAAUCAAACGUCCGCUUACAUUCAGAUACCGAGGAGUUAAAACAGAAUUUAAAGAAGAAAUUUAUCGAUUAUCUUAAUGGAUUAAUAGAGGGUGUAGUUAGUAAUGUUGAUGCUGAUGAGAAUGUGGUUUGGAGGUGGCAGAUGAAAUUGAGUGAAAAAAGUGAUGAGAUUGAGCAAGUGAUGGAGUUACUUAAAGGGAGGAAUGGAGUGAGGGGAUUUAGUGAGUUGAAUGAGCGGAAAAAAAGGUUGAUGGCCGAAAGGGAUUCGAUUGAGAAUAGAUUCAGGGAAUUCAAAGUGGCCAUGAACUGCAUGUUGAGGUAUAUUGAAGGUGGGGAAGGGGAAGGGAGCUUGAAGGUGUUUGUAUUUGAAGGAGACGUUGAUUGGGAAAGAAUUCAUAGAUUAAUUUUGAGAGAAAUUAGGAGGUUGGACGAUGGGUUGCCUAUUUAUGCUUAUAGGCAGCGGAUUUUGGAAACGAUUCGCAGCAAGCAGGUAAUGGUAUUGAUUGGGGAGACUGGUUCUGGAAAGAGUACACAGUUGGUUCAAUUCCUUAGUGAUUCAGGAAUAGCUGGCAAUGAGUCCAUUGUCUGUACUCAGCCGCGCAAGAUUGCAGCCAUCUCACUUGCUGAUAGAGUCAGAGAAGAAAGUAGGGGGUGCUGUGAAAAUAGUCCAGUCAUCUCUUAUCCAACGUUUUCAUCCACUCAGCAGUUUGGUUCAAAAGUCAUAUUUAUGACUGACCACUGUUUAUUGCAGCACUACAUGAAUGAUGCCGAUUUAUCUGGAAUUUCAUGCAUCAUUGUUGAUGAGGCUCAUGAAAGAAGCCUGAACACGGAUCUUCUUUUGGCAAUGAUUAGGGGCUUACUUGGUCGGAGGCCUGAUUUAAGGCUAGUAAUAAUGUCAGCAACAGCUGAUGCAAAACAGCUCUCAGAUUACUUUUGUGGUGAAAUCUUUCAUGUGGAGGGGAGAAACUUCCCAGUAGAAGUCAGAUAUAUGCCUUUGGCCUCUGAGGGAACUGCUUUUCGUAAUGUUUCUCCAUACGUACUUGAUGUUUUGAGGAUAACAACGGAGAUUCACAAAAAGGAGAGUGAAGGCACCAUUCUUGCCUUUUUGACUUCUCAGAUGGAAGUAGAAUGGGCUUGUGAGAAAUUUGAAACUCCUACUGCUGUUGCAUUAGCCUUGCAUGGAAAGCUUCCUUUUGAAGAGCAGUCUCGCAUUUUCCACGAUUUUCCUGGGAAAAGAAAAGUUAUAUUUGCCACUAAUCUCGCAGAGACCUCACUUACAAUUCCUGGGGUCAAGUAUGUAGUUGACUCUGGCUUGGUCAAAGAGAGUAAAUUUGAAGCAACCACAGGCAUGAAUGUGCUCAGAGUUUGCAGGAUCAGCCAGAGCUCUGCUCAACAAAGAGCUGGUCGUGCUGGGAGAAUGGCACCUGGAGUAUGUUAUAGACUCUAUGCAGAAUCUGAUUUUGAGUCUAUGUCUCCCAAUCAAGAACCUGAGAUUUGCAGAGUUCAUCUUGGUGUUGCUGUUCUGAGGAUGCUUGCUUUGGGAAUUAAGAAUGUAUUGGAGUUUGAUUUUAUUGAUGCACCUAGUGCCAAAUCAAUUGAUAUGGCCAUUAGGAAUCUUGUUCAAUUAGGUGCCAUUACCCUGAAAGGUGGUGUCUGUGAAUUAACUGAAGAAGGUUGCUACAUGGUUAAAUUGGGCAUUGAGCCUCGGCUUGGUAAGCUCAUUAGCAGCUGCUUUCAUUAUCGUUUGGGUAAGGAGGGCCUUGUUCUUGCUGCUGUAAUGGCAAAUGCCAGCAGCAUAUUUUGCAGAGUUGGUAGUGAGGAUGACAAGCAAAAGGCUGAUUGUCUUAAGGUGCAGUUUUGCCAUAGCAGUGGUGACCUCUUUACUCUGCUCUCUGUGUACAAAGAGUGGGAGGCUUUGCCUAAAGACAGGAGAAAUAAAUGGUGUUGGGAAAACAGCAUCAAUGCCAAAUCCAUGCGGAGAUGCCAAGACACAGUCAAGGAAUUGGAAUAUUGUCUUGAAAGGGAACUCACUGUUGUUAUUCCGACAUAUUGGAAGUGGAAUCCUAAUGAAUCCACCGAGCAUGAUAUAUCUCUGAAAAAGAUAAUACUGUCAGCCCUUGCAGAAAAUGUAGCCAUGUACUCUGGAUAUAAUCGGCUUGGUUAUGAAGUGGCAUUGACCAGGCAGAACGUUAAGCUGCAUCCUUCAUGUUCGCUUCUAGCAUUUGGUGAAAAACCAAAUUGGGUUGUCUUUGGUGAACUCCUCUCAAUAUCUAAUGAUUAUUUGGUUUGUGUAACUGCAUUUGACUUUGAAUCAUUGUCUAUGCUUGACCCUCCUCCCUUGUUUGAUGCCCAUAAAUUUGAAAGCCAGAAGUUGCAAGUGAAGGUGCUGACCGGUUUUGGCAGUUCCCUGCUCAAAGGGUUUUGUGGUAAAUCUAACUGCAAUCUGCUUUCUCUGGUAUCUCGCAUUCAGACUGCCUGUAUGGAUGAAAGGAUUGGUAUUGAAGUAGAUGCUGAUCAGAAUGAGAUUCUAUUAUUUGCAACAGCAGAGAACAUGCCAAAGGUGUUCAGCCUUGUAUGUGAAGCUGUGGAGUGCGAACGAAAAUGGUUGCAUAAUGAAUGCAUGGAGAAAUUUUUGUAUCAUGGAGCUGGUUUGUCACCUAUGGCACUGUUUGGAGCAGGUGCUGAGAUAAAGCAUUUGGAACUAGAAAAGAGAUGUUUGACUGUGGAUGUCUUUUUUUCAAAUGCAAAUACAAUUGAUGAUAAGGAGCUUUUGAUGUUUCUUGAGGAAUAUACAUCUGGUACUGUUUGUUCUGUUCGCAAGUUUGUUGGAAGUGGACAAGAGGGUGAUGAGAAGGAAAAGUGGGGCCAAAUAACAUUUGUUUCUCCCGAUGCUGCUAGAAAAGCUGCCCAGCUGAAUGAAGUUGAAUUCAAAGGCUCCAAGCUGAACGUAGUUCUGGCACAAACAAUCAUUGGAGGUGAUCAUAAAAUGUUUUCAUUCCCUGCUGUUAAAGCAAAAAUGUUUUGGCCUCGUAGAGUCAGUAAGGGGUUGGCAAUUGUUAAAUGUUAUGUUAAUGAUGUUAAUUUCAUGAUUUAUGAUUUCUCUAACCUGAUCAUUGGAGGAAGUUAUGUUCGGUGUGAAGCUAGUAAGAAAUGUGAGGACUCAGUUAUUGUAAGUGGAUUUGGUAAAGAACUUUCGGAAGCUGAUAUUUUAGGUGCAUUGAGGACUGCCACAAAAAGGAGAAUCCUAGAUUUCUUCAUAGUGAGGGGAGAUGCUGUUGAAAAUCCUCCAUUGGGUGCUUGUGAAGAAGCUCUUGUAAGAGAAAUCUCUCCAUUUAUGCCUAGAAGGAAUCCUCUAACUAGUUGCUGCAGAGUCCAAGUCUUUCCACCUGAAUCAAGGGAUGCUUUUAUGAAGGCUUCCAUUACCUUUGAUGGAAGAUUGCAUUUGGAGGCAGCAAGAGCUUUAGAGCAUAUGGAAGGGAAGGUAUUGCCUGGAUGCCUUCCAUGGCAGAAAAUGAAGUGCGAGCAGAUGUUUCAUAGCUCAUUAUCCUGCUCUGCCAGUGUCUAUGUUGCCAUCAAGAAGCCGCUGGAUUCUUUACUUGGAAGCUUCAGUCCCGUAAAGGGUGCAGAAUGCAGUCUAAUCAAGAAUGAAAAUGGUUCCUGGCGAGUGAGAAUAUCUGCUAAUGCUACAAAAACUGUUGCGGAGUUAAGAAGACCUCUGGAAGAGCUAAUGAGAGGACGGACCAUAAACCAUGCCAGCCUCACUCCAGCUAUUCUACAGCAUCUGUUCUCUAGCCAUGGUAUCAAUCUGAUGAAGUCGCUACAGCGUGAGACUGGUACCUACAUUCUCUUUGACAGGCGCACCUUCAAUGUCAAGAUUUUUGGUUCUUCUUACAAGGUUGCUCUAGCCCAGCAGAAACUGACUCAAGCUCUUCUGGCCUACCAUGAAAGCAAGCAACUCGAGAUCCACCUCAGGGGUGGAGCUUUGCCCCCGGACUUGAUGAAGGAAGUAGUUAAGAGGUUUGGGCCAGAUCUUCAUGGGCUCAAAGAGAUGGUACCUGGGGCAGAGCUUACUCUCAGCACCCGUCACCAUGUCAUCUCUGUUCAUGGUAACAAAGAACUAAAGCAAAAGGUGGACGAAAUAAUUUUUGAGAUGGCAAAAAUAAGUUAUGAUUCUACUGAGAGGCUUGAUGGUGAAGAUGUCUGCCCUAUUUGUUUGUGUGAAGUUGAGGAUGCUUACUGGCUUGGAGGCUGCACGCAUUUCUUUUGUCGGAUGUGCUUGGUGGAGCAACUUGAAUCAGCAUUGAAAAACUUGGACAGUUUCCCAAUAUGCUGUGCCCGAGCGGGCUGUGGGGCUCCCAUAUCGCUGACAGACUUAAGGUCUCUCUUAUCAAGUGACAAAUUAGAGGAACUCUUCAGGGCGUCUCUGGGGUCAUUUGUAGCAUCUAGUGGGGGAAGCUUGCGGUUUUGCCCUUCUCCCGACUGCCCUUCAGUUUAUCGAGUUGCUGACUCUCGUACAUUUGGUGACCCAUUUGUCUGCGGGGCAUGUUUUGCGGAGACUUGUACUCGGUGCCACUUGGAGUACCAUCCAUAUCUCUCGUGUCAGAAAUACAUGGAGUUCAAGGAAGAUCCUGAUUUGUCACUAAAGGACUGGUGCAAAGGAAAAGAGAACGUGAAAAGCUGCCCUGUCUGUGGAUAUACGAUUGAGAAAGGGGAAGGUUGCAACCAUGUCGAGUGUAAGUGUGGCCGGCACGUUUGCUGGGUCUGUUUAGAGGUUUUUAGUAAUAGUGAGGACUGCUAUGUCCAUCUGAGGUCUACACACGGGGGCAUUACUUGA